AUGGCCACAAAGCCAUCUACAGCUGCCACAAGCAGCACCGUCACUGCACCUAGUACAUCGACAUCGACAUCGACAUCUACCACCAAACGCAAACACACCUCCUCAACAUCAGCACUAACCUUCGAACGAAAAAACACACACCUCCUACACAUCCCCUCUAAACCCUGCGAGGGCAGCAAUAACAAAAAAUACCGCAUCGCCAAACGACCCAUUCCCCGCGCCCCUGUCGCAUCACCCUACGUCGGCAGCACCGUGCCCAAAAUUGUGUAUGUAAGCAGCAAAACACCGUUCAUGAGCGCCGUGAAACGCGUUCAGAAACUUUUGAGGUUAGCGGAACGGAGGGCCAUGAUGCCCCUGAUUGGGAAACGGCGACACUCCCAUCACCACCAGCAAUAUGGUGCGAAAGGGGGAGGGGGGGAUGUGUUGGAAAAGUGUCAGAAGAAGCUGAGAGAGGAUAAGGUUUUGGUGAAAGCCACGGGGAGGGCGAUUGAGAAGGCGUUGAGUGUGGGGAGGUGGUUUGAGGAGGGGAAGGGAGGGAGUGGGGAGGAGUUUGAGGUUGUGAUCAGGACGGGGAGCGUUUGUGUUGUUGAUGAUAUUGUUGAGGAGGAUGUCGAGGAUCAUGAGGAAGAUGAGGAAGAUGAGGAAGAUGGCGAAGAAAAGGAGGGGAGUAUUGAUCCUGAUAUAAACAUGGCCAAGAUCAAUACCACGGAUAACACCAACGAAGACUCAACUACAACCACACAAGACCACAAAGAUGGGGACAGGGGAGAAGAAUCCAAAAACCAACGCCGACGACGCCGAAAACGAGAACGCAUACGCGAACAACGCCUCAAAGCCUUCGUGGACGAAGACGGGGAGACGCCGGAGUCAAGGACGAGGUGGGUUAAUAUGGUUGAGGUUGCUAUCAAUAUGAAAUAA
Messenger RNA from Talaromyces marneffei, 918 nucleotides. RefSeq lists its product as uncharacterized. Gene Ontology annotation, cellular component: ribonuclease MRP complex; nucleolar ribonuclease P complex. NCBI's taxonomy places the organism in Eukaryota, Fungi, Ascomycota, Eurotiomycetes, Eurotiales, Trichocomaceae. Gene Ontology annotation, biological process: intronic box C/D snoRNA processing; nuclear-transcribed mRNA catabolic process, RNase MRP-dependent; tRNA 5'-leader removal. The coding region runs from base 1 to 918 and encodes 305 amino acids. The transcript has a single exon. The record is from RefSeq and is a predicted model, not a curated record. Gene Ontology annotation, molecular function: RNA binding.